This is a messenger RNA of Chlorella variabilis, 4692 nucleotides long. RefSeq lists its product as hypothetical. The record is from RefSeq and is a predicted model, not a curated record. Lineage: Eukaryota; Viridiplantae; Chlorophyta; Trebouxiophyceae; Chlorellales; Chlorellaceae. Gene Ontology annotation, biological process: protein phosphorylation. Gene Ontology annotation, cellular component: cytosol. The transcript has 19 exons. Gene Ontology annotation, molecular function: ATP binding; eukaryotic translation initiation factor 2alpha kinase activity; protein binding. Bases 1 to 4692 code for a protein of 1563 amino acids.
AUGGGGAAGAAGAAGAAGCAAGGGGGCAAGCGGCGGUCGGCGGCAGUGGCGGCGCUGGAGCAAGAGGAGGCCAAGGAAGAGCUCCUGGCGCUGACUGCCAUUUUCGGGGAGGACAUUGAGGUGCACGAAGGCCACGACAGCCUGGGCUUCACCCUGCAGGUUGUGCCGCACCCCGGCGAGGCAGAGGCAAACUACGUGUCUGUCACGCUGGUCGUCAGCUUUCCCGAUGACUAUCCCUCUGAUGAGCUCACCCUGAAGCUUACGGACGCCAGCGGGCUGGAGGAGGCAGCAGUGCGCCAGCUUAGCAAACGGCUGCACACCGCGGCGGCGCAGUAUGCCGCCGACGGCGAGGUCUGCUCCUUCCAGCUCAUCACCGAGGCCCAGGAGUUCCUGCAGGAGCACAACUGCGCGCCAGACGAGGAGGAGGCGGUGGCGGCGGCGCCCCAGAGCCUGUGGCAUGAAAUGCUGCAGCGCGACAUGGCGGCGGCCGCGGCGGCGUCGCGGGAGCAGAGCUUCCGCGCCCCCAUCAUGGGUGACACCUUCUACGACACCCUGGAGGGAGGCGGCCUGUUCUCCGACGCCACAGAGCUGCCCAUGGCGGGGUCGGGGUCGGGAAUGGCCAUGCCUGCCUCGGCGGCAGCGGUGCCGGUGGUGGAGGUGCGCAGCAAGCAGGCCGCCAGGCCGCCCAAACCGGCACCGCCGCGCACACCAGCGGUGCCGGCUAUGGAAGCCAGCGUGGCAUCUGUGGCACAGGUGGCGGCAAAAGGCGGGACGGCAGCUGCACCAGCUGCAGCUGCAGAUGCUACGACAGCGGGCGAGCGGGAACCUGGCGCUGAGGAGGCGCCUGCCGUUGGCGAGGUGCACGCAGCAGCAGGCGUGCGGCAAGCCAGCACAGGCGGCGCCCUGCCGCACGUCUCUGCCGCAGACUCCCGGGGCAGCCUCAAGGCGGGCCAUGACAGCGGGCUAUCCUCUGGCGGCGGCGGCAGCAUGCUCAAGACGCUGGGGCACAGCAUCCGCGGCGUGCUGCCCAAGGCCCUGCGCAGAUACGUGGAUGGCCCUAGCGGCACACCUGAGGGGUCGGAAGGCGGGGAGGCCAGCGUGGUGCAGCUGGGCGAGGAGGACCGGCGGCUCAUCAGGCAGGAGCUCUUCCUGGGCCACCUGCUCACGCUGGCAGCCAGCAGCGGCGCGGUGCCGCCGCAUGCGCUGCCCAGCAUCGCGGGCAUGCUGCAGGCGGAGGGCCUCAUCCCAAAGUGGCUGGCGUACACUCUCACCCAGCAGCCAGCCCUGUUCGACCGAGCCUUCCAGCGCGUCUUCCAGCAGGAGCUGGAGGCUGCUGCUGCCGAGCCUGAUGAGAGCGACCGCUCUGGCAUGCUGUCCCCCGCUGCCGACCCGCUGCCCGCCUCGCGCUACGAAACCGACUUCACAGAGCUGCGGCCGCUGGGGCGGGGAGGGUACGGCGUGGUUGUCUCAGCCAUCAACCGGCUAGACGGGCGGCAGUAUGCGGUGAAGAAGAUCCCGCUGGAGGCGCACUCCUCGGGCGCGUUUGAGCGCAUCAUGCGCGAGGUGACCACCCUGUCCCGGCUGCAGCACGCCAACGUGGUGCGCUACUACCAGGCAUGGGUGGAGGCCUGCAUGUUGGCUGACGACGGCGAGGACUCGGAGCUGGAUGAGUGGGGCUCCGACACGCUCACACCCAGCAGCACCGGCGGCGGAGGGUGGGGAGCGGCCCCGGCCGGGCUGGGGUCCAGGCCGGGCUCAUCUGCCGCCCUGGCAAUGGGUGGCGCAGGCAGUCGCGGCCACCUGGCGCCAGUUGCGGAAGUCAGCAGAGAAGGGCGGGCCAGCACGCCCUCCAAGGGAACCCGCGGUCUCCGAGAGGCCAGCGGGCACAGCACGGACGACAGCGGGGACGACAGCGGCAGCGGCAGCGACGACAGCAGCCGCGGCGGCGAGCUGCGGGCGGAUGCCAGCUUUGGGUUUGGCGGCGGCAACAUGGCGGUGGCAGGGGCCAACGCGUUGCUGGAGGGAGGCGGGUUCCUGUCGGCGUGGGAUGGCCAGUCGACGAGCGGCAGCCAGUCAGCCAGCCACAGCUGCAGCCAGAGCGGCACCCUGUCUAGCUCAGCAGGGGCUGCCACUGCCAACGGCGGCCGGGGCGGCGCCCACGCCUCCCUCACCCUCAGCGCCGGCGGCAGCGACUUCACAUUCGAUCGCAGCAGGCCGCCCCCGGGCGGCGCCAGCCUGACGCAGCCCCCUGGCACACAGCCCUCGCGGCGCUCCGGGCCCCGCCAGCGCGCCAUGCAGCAGACGCUGUUCAUACAGAUGGAGUUCUGCCCGCGCACCCUGCGCGACGUGCUGGACAGCCGGGAGCUGGAUGAGGAGCGGCGGUGGUCCAUCCUGCGCCAGAUCCUGGCGGGCCUGGCCCACAUCCACUCCCAGGGAAUCAUCCACCGCGACCUCAAGCCUGCCAACACUUUCCUGGACAGCCAGGGCAACGUGAAGCUCGGAGACUUUGGGCUGGCCAAGUACAACCGCGAUGGCGCGGACGACAACCCCGAGCCCUCGCCCAGCCUGCACGGCGCGGGGCAGCCGGGGUGGGCGGCGGGCGGCGUGGCCGGUGCCUCGGCGCUGCUCAGCGACACCACCGGCCUGGUGGGGACCUCCUACUACAUCAGCCCCGAGAUCAGCGAGGGAUGGGCCACAUACGACUCCAAGGUGGACCUCUUCUCGCUGGGUGUCAUGGCAUUUGAGCUGUGGAAGCCUUUUUCCACCGCCAUGGAGCGCGCCGUGCUGCUGCGCGACCUGCGCGAGCACGGCGUCAUGCCCGCAGACUUUGAGGCUGACCACCCGGUGGUGUGCCGCGUCAUACGCUGGCUGCUGGCGCCCAACCCGGCGGAGAGGCCUACUGCGGUGGAGGUGCUGGACGAGCAGCUGACCGACCUGCUGCGCUGCCUGCCCGACAACCCGGCCAUGCACGAGCGAGUGCUGGACGCAGUCUUCUCCCUGGCGCGCACAUCCAGCGCAGCCACGGCGGCGGCGGCGCUGGAGGCGCCCGGUGCACCCAUCCCUGUGCAGAUGGCUGUGCGUGACCACGUGCUGUCUGUGCUCAAGGACUGCUUCGAGCGGCACGGCGCGGUGGGCAUGUGCAGCCAGGAGCUGGGGCUGUCCAGCGGGGAGGACCCGCCCGGCGCCGUGCAGCUGCUGACCCCCACCGGCGCCAAGCUGGCGCUGCGCUGGGAGCUGCGCCAGGCCUUUGUGGCCUGGUUUGUGCAGCAGCUGGCGGCGGCGGGCGGCGGCGGCAGCCUGCUGCUGGACGGGCUGAGGCGGUACGAGGUGGCGGCGGUGCAGCGGCACGCCGCGGGGCAGGGCCUCCCCCGAAGCUUCCUGCAGGCCGACCUCGACUUUGUGCUGCCGGGGGACCGCACCCCCGCGGAGCUGCUGCUGGGGGAUGCAGAGGUGGGCUGGGCGGGCGUGCGGGUCAUCACCUGCACGCAUGAGGCGCUGGCGGAGCUGCCCGAGUGCGGCGAUGUGGAGGUGCGGCUGGGCCACCGCUCCCUGUUUGAGCUGUCCCUGGCCUUUGUGGGCGUGUCGCGCGAGGCGCGCGGCUCCGUCAUCCAGCUGCUCUCCACAGCCUCCGCCGCCUCGCCGCUGCACGCCACCGCUCGCUCCAAGCGCUGGCCCUCCAUCAAGGCCGGCCUGGAGGGGAUUGGGCUGUCGGCGGAGGCCAUCGGGCGCUGCCGCCAGCUGGUGCUGCAGGCGGCGGGGGAGGCCGAGGCGGCGCUGUUCCGCCUGCGCACGAUGCUCGCCCACACGGCGGCGGGGCGGCAGCAUGGCGGCGGUCAGCGCUCUGGGCCGCGGCCCCACUCGACCACUGCGGCGCUGGCAUGCCUGGACGAGCUGCAGAGCCUGCUGCAGUACCUGCAGGCGUGGGGCGUGCCCCAGUGCUCUCUGCUGGUGGACCCUCUGCUGGCGCCACACAGCGAGGCCUUCAGCGGCGCCCUGUUCCAGUGCCACCUGGUGCAGGGGGCCAGCGGAGCAACCGCGGUGGUGGCCGCGGGGGGCAGGUACGACUCCCUGCUCAAGGCCUCGUGGGCACGGCAGUCGGCGCUGAGCGGCACGGUGGCAUCCAUGCCGCCGCUGCACGCGGUGGGGGUCACCCUCAACGCAGACCGGCUGGUGGCGGUGGCGCAGGGCAGCAGCCGGUGGAGCACGCCUGGCAGCCCCGCGCCCGUCGCGGGGCUGCCGCGCCUGUCGCAGGCGGACGUGCUGGUGUGCAGCCGCGGCGGCGGGGGCCUGCUGAAGGAGCGCAUGGCGCUGGCCCGCAGCCUGUGGGAUGCGGGGCUGGCUGCCGAGAUGCUGCCCCAGGCGGCGCCCAGCCUGACGGAGCAAUACGAGUAUGCGCAGUCCCGCGGCAUCCCCUGGCUCGUCAUCAUCAAUGCCAACACAUUCGAGGCCGCCGACACUGUGCGCGUCAAGGCCAUGAAUGCGAGGCUGGAGGAGGAUGUGUCGGUGUCAGAACUGCCCACCUACCUCCUCGCAGCCCUGCAUCCCCACGGCACCGCCCCGCCCGGGCCCGGCCGCCCGCUGCAGCAUGCCGGCGGCAGUCGCGUCGGCGACGACGGCGACGCGGGCGGGGAGCAGGAGGAGCCCUCGGCGCACGGCGGCCGUGAGCGGCAGCGCCGCGGUGGCCGGCGGUGA